Molecule: messenger RNA, 1194 nt
Organism: Fusarium falciforme
Lineage: Eukaryota; Fungi; Ascomycota; Sordariomycetes; Hypocreales; Nectriaceae
Exons: 1
Coding region: 1-1194 (397 amino acids)
Source: RefSeq, a predicted model, not a curated record
AUGCUUGAGGUGUACAAGUAUGCCUUGUUCAACAUCGCAGCAACUGCCUCAACCAACACCUUCGGGGGUUUGUUUCAGGAGAGAGAUCCCCACCUCGUGCAGUCAGAGGUAGUUGACAUCGACACCAAGGCCAUCAAAGGUCGAUUUCAUCUCGUGGACCAGGGAUACUUUGCUCAAGCCGUUGACCAGGCUCCGCUCAAUCUUCGAUCGUGGGUUGCCCAGGAACGCAUGUUGUCGCCUCGCAUCGCGCAUUUUGCAUUUGACCAAGUCAUCUGGGACUGUGCUGAACUAACCGCUUGCGAGUCACUUCCUCAUGGUUCAACAGCCUGGUCCAGAUAUGAGGCGAGGCCGAUGACGUUUGGAUGCAAGCAGGGUUCGUCCUUGCUCUCACCUGCAAAGACCGUCGAUGAGGGCUUGGGCCAGUGGGGGACUAUCGUCAACACCUACUCUGCCUGUGGCUUGACAGUGCUUGGAGACAAGCUUAUCGCCAUCUCAGGCGUAGCCAACCACCUACGAGAUGAGCUCAAGAUAGAGUACUGUGUCGGUCUGUGGAGGCCCAAGAUGGAGAUACAACUCGCAUGGGUCGUGCGGAGUCUGCAGGCCGAUCGACCACCUCGUAACGAUCUUGCUCCAACAUGGUCUUGGGCAUCGCUCAAUGGAGCGGUGCAUCUACAGCAAGUCAACAUUUACGAUGGACACGAUGUUAGCUCACUUUGUUCCAUCACCGAGGUCAGUCUUCGUCGAGAGACUGAUGAGCAUCGUGGUGAGAAGGUCUCUGGGUAUCUUCGCCUGCGCUGCGUUCUUAACCCCAUCACACUCGAAGGCGAUUCGAAGUCCUGUCGUCUGCGGGGGAAGGGAAUGGAGGAGCACGGCAGAGCCGCUGAUGUUGACUCGCCUGACGUUGUCGGGGCGGAGCGGCUCUUUUUCGUGCCUCUGUUUGACGUUCAGGCGCCAAUGUCAUUUGAACAGAGGUGGAAGGUCGGUUCAGAGAUUAGAGGUAUUAUUGUUCAAGGUGUCAUGGGACGGCCGGGAGUGUAUACGCGGUGUGGGCAUGCUUUCAUUAGUGGUGUUGUUCGCAACGACACGAGGAAGUUUGACGACUCGUACAACGCACUCAAGUCGCCGGAGGGGAAAGCCGAGCUACCGUGUGAGGAGUACGACACAGACUCUGGUCAUCUCAUAAAGUUGAUAUGA